Messenger RNA from Prorocentrum cordatum, 1110 nucleotides. The record is from the annotation of a GenBank genome assembly. NCBI's taxonomy places the organism in Eukaryota, Dinophyceae, Prorocentrales, Prorocentraceae.
AUGAGCAGGAUGUUGGUUUUUAUCGAAGACCAGCAGCAGAGAGCUAUCAACAGUAUUCCUGCCUAUGUGGAAGCCGCGACAAACUUUUGGGUCAUGGCCCCAACGGCCGUCCACGUGGACACGAAAAAGGAGUGCAAUUUCACAACGUGGAAGGAGCGGGGCUGGUGCCGUGUGGAAGAUUGGGCGAACGAGUUCAGCUUCGAGGUGCGACGGCCACUGAUUGUGGAGAGCCCUGAAGACGUUUGGGUUGAGGACUUCGCCGACAAGUUCACCGCCCGUGCACAGCGACAGCAUGCCGCUUUAAAUGGUCAGUUUACGUGUUGCAGAUUGGGACAUUCAGUAAAUGGGAAAAUUUUCCCGUGCGACAGGGGCAGGGCGCGUGGUGUCGUGCAUCGUGCGUUCACGAACAAGGUCGAACACCUGAGGGAAAACCGUUCUCUAGACAUGGUGCACUAUACUUGGUUUCUUUGUCUCAAGCCAGCGCUGCUUGCGGAGACGGGAAGGUACGGUACAUUGGACGUUCCUCAAGAUGAUAGUGUGGCUUCAUUUCUGCACCGUUACGGCUUCCAUGAGGACAUCGAAGGUCUGGAUGUGCCAUUGCAGCCCGUGUUUUUCCCGUUGUUCUGCGCUGCAUGCGAGGGGAACAUGGCGAUUGUCAGGUCGCUGGUUGAAUCGCGCGCGGAGGUGCCACGACGACUUCUGCAAGUGGGCGUCUCCGUGUUGGAGGCCGUUUGUCUUUGCGGUCACGCCGAGAUUUGUGCAUAUCUGCUCGACCACGGUGCGGAAUUGAACAGCGCCUCGCAAUUAGAUGGCAUGUCCGCUGUGCACAAAGCUGCCUCAGGUGGAUCCCCCAGUGUGCUCCGCAUUCUGCUUGACAGGCGUGCCGACAUAAACGCUCGGAUGCUGGAUUCGAGGACGCCGCUCAUGUGUGCCGCGAACGCAGGGAACUGCGAUUGCGUCACCCUUCUGCUGGAAGAGGGAGCGGAUUGCGCCGCAACCGAUGACAAGGGGUACACUGCGAAGGUCUUGGCCGCGAUAGUCAGAGAGCACGGCGUACUGGCUUGCAUGAAGGGCAAAGCUGACUGCGAUAGUGUCACUCAUGAGGUGUAA